Molecule: messenger RNA, 860 nt
Organism: Monopterus albus (swamp eel)
Lineage: Eukaryota; Metazoa; Chordata; Actinopteri; Synbranchiformes; Synbranchidae
Exons: 2
Coding region: 117-860 (247 amino acids)
Molecular function (GO): nucleic acid binding
Source: RefSeq, a predicted model, not a curated record
CUAUAAAACUCAGAGAAAUUCAGGACAGAAUUGUACAGGACAACCUGGUAUUCCAGAAUGUGGACAGCAUCAGCCUGACUACCAUUGCUCGAACUUUGAAGAAACACAGAAUUGUAAUGAAACAGCUGUACACAGUUCCCUUUGAAAGAAACAGCGAGCGGGUCAUGGAACUCCGACAGCAGUAUGUCCAGAGAGUUAUGGAGUUGGAGGCUAAUCAGACACCACAUGAAUUUAUUUAUGUAGAUGAGGUAGGAUUUAACCUGGCCAAAACUCGUAGACGAGGAAGAAACGUAAUUGGGAAAAGGGCCACCACUGAUGUGCCAGGUCAGAGAGGAGCAAAUAUCACAAUGUGCGCUGCAAUCUCAAGUGCUGGUUUGGUCCUGCAGAAAAGCCAGAUAGGUCCCUACAACACAGAGCGCCUUCUUUUGUUUUUAGAUGACCUUCAUCAACAACUGGUGCCAGAAGCAGAAAGGGAACAAGUGGGAGGAAACAUGACAAUAUUUGUUAUUGCAUGGGACAACGUAGCAUUCCACCAUUCACAAGCAGUCACAAAUUGGUUUGCAGCCCAUCCGAGAAUGAUUUCACUUUUUCUUCCUCCAUACUCUCCAUUCCUUAACCCCAUUGAAGAAUUUUUGUCUGCGUGGAGGUGGAAAGUCUAUGAUCAUCGACCACAUGAUCAAAUGUCCCUUCUGGAUGCAAUGGAGGCUGGCUGCAGAGACAUCUCAGCUAAAGAUUGCCAGGAGUGGAUAAGGCAUUCUAAACGUUUCUUUCCAAGGUGCAUAGCAAGAGACAUUAUAAGGUGUGAUGUUGAUGAGAACAUAUGGCCAAAUGCUGAUGGUGAUUACUUUUUCACAUUUUGA